AUGUGGAUACCUAAUCUUCCAGUAACGAUUUUAACAGGAGUAGCAGCUACUGCGGGUGUCGUUUGUCUUUUCAAAGACUUAUAUGGUGGCCCAGCAUACGAGAAGGGCGUGCCGGCAGAAGGAAAGACAAUAAUAGUUACUGGAGCUGAUAGCGGAAUAGGACGUGCAGCGUCAUGGGAUUUCGCUAAUCGACAAGCUAAGGUGUUUAUGGCAUGUCGGGAUAUGAAAAGAUGCGAAGAGGUGCGGAAGGAAAUAGUUCUGGAGACGGGGAAUAAGUUCGUGUAUUGUCGGCCGUGUGAUCUCGCCGAUAGCGCAUCUAUUAGGACAUUCGUUGAAAGGUUUAAAUCAGAAGAACCCUAUGUACACGUAUUAGUAAAUAAUGCGGCUGUGAUGGAACCUCCUCAAGGUAUUACCAGGGACGGCUUUGAGACUCAACUAGGCGUCAACUACUUGGGGCAUUUUCUUCUCACUCAGCUUUUAUUGGAUACGCUUAAGGAAUCAGUCCCCAGUCGAGUGAUAAACGUUACUUGCAGCGCGUACGCAAGAGGUGACAUCAACAAAGAUGAUUUGAACUUCAAUAAGAAGUAUGACGCCCCAGCCGCCUAUAACCAAAGCAAAUUGGCCAAUGUUCUAUUCACGAGAGAACUGGGAAGAAGAAUGUUAGAAACUGACGUAGCCGUACUAGCAGUAGACCCAGGUCUAACUGAUACAGAUUUAACUAAGCAUCUUGCAAUGUCCAAGAGUAUCACGCGAUUUGUAGUCUACCCAGUCUUUUGGCCUUUUAUGAAGAAGCCCCGAGUUGGAGCCCAAACCAUUAUCCACGCGGCGUUAGAUCCAAAGCUACAAAAAUGUAAAGGAGAUUUCUUCGUUGAUAUGAAACCUCAACCUUUAAAAUCAGAAAAAGCUGAAGACUACGAAUUAGGAAUGUGGCUGUGGCGAGUGAGUGAAAAAUGGACCAAACUCCACGAACACAAAAUUGAACUAGAGAAAGCUAUGGCUGCAUAA
Leptosia nina is the source of this 1005-nucleotide messenger RNA. The record is from the annotation of a GenBank genome assembly. Lineage: Eukaryota; Metazoa; Arthropoda; Insecta; Lepidoptera; Pieridae.